Molecule: messenger RNA, 1260 nt
Organism: Alosa sapidissima (American shad)
Lineage: Eukaryota; Metazoa; Chordata; Actinopteri; Clupeiformes; Clupeidae
Gene: creb1a
Product: cAMP responsive element binding protein 1a
Exons: 8
Coding region: 140-1129 (329 amino acids)
Biological process (GO): regulation of transcription by RNA polymerase II
Cellular component (GO): nucleus; ATF4-CREB1 transcription factor complex
Molecular function (GO): cAMP response element binding; protein binding; DNA-binding transcription factor activity, RNA polymerase II-specific
Source: RefSeq, a predicted model, not a curated record
CCCCCUCGUUCUCCGUGUUGUUGUCCUCGGUGACGCGACGGAGGUGUAGCCUGACGCGGUCUCUUACGUGUCGGACUGAAUAAAAGUGGAGCUCCGAGGGCCCGGGAGUGACGAGCAGAGUCUGUGUCGGGUGAUCUAAAUGACUAUGGAAGCUGCUGCAGAGGUCCAGCAGGGCGGCGACACUGCUGUUUCUGAGACAGAUACCCAGCACAUCGCCACCUUGGCACAGGUACAGUCCUACCUCUCCAUGUGUGGACUGCAGGUGUCCAUGGCAGCGGGACAAGCGAGCGCCAGCGGACCCACGGUCACUCUGGUCCAGCUGCCCAACGGGCAGACGGUGCAGGUGCACGGAGUCAUCCAGGCCGCACAGCCCUCCGUCAUCCAGCCCCCGCAAGUGCAGACAGUACAGAUUUCUACUAUAGCUGAGAGUGAGGACUCCCAGGAGUCUGUGGACAGUGUGACUGACUCCCAGAAGCGCAGAGAAAUCCUGUCUCGACGGCCCUCCUACAGGAAGAUCCUGAAUGACCUGUCGUCGGAUGCUCCGGCUGUUCCGCGGAUAGAAGAGGAGAAGUCUGAGGAAGACUCCGCCCCCGCCAUCACUACAGUUACAGUGCCCACGCCCAUCUAUCAAACUAGCAGCGGCCAGUACAUUGCCAUCACUCAAGGUGGGGCGAUUCAGUUGGCCAAUAACGGCACGGACGGCGUACAGGGCCUGCAGACGCUGACCAUGACCAACGCGGCGGGUGCCCAGCCGGGCACCACCAUCCUACAGUACGCCCAGACCAGCGACGGACAGCAGAUACUUGUACCCAGCAACCAGGUGGUCGUGCAAGCUGCGUCCGGCGACGUCCAGGCCUACCAGAUCCGCACGGCCAACACCAGCGCCAUCGCCCCCGGUGUCGUCAUGGCGUCGUCCCCCGCUCUCCCCAGCCAGGGUGCCGAAGAGGCCACGCGCAAGAGGGAGGUCCGCCUCAUGAAGAACAGGGAGGCAGCGCGGGAGUGCCGUCGUAAGAAGAAGGAGUACGUGAAAUGCCUGGAGAACCGCGUGGCCGUGCUGGAGAACCAGAACAAGACCCUGAUCGAGGAGCUGAAGGCCCUCAAGGACCUGUACUGCCACAAGUCUGAGUAGGAGCCUGCAGGGGGCGCUCUGGAGCCGCCCGAGACAGAGACUCACACAGGCACGCCAGACACACUCCUCCUUUUCUAAUUCUCUCGCUUUCUUUUAGUUUCUUUUAACCUUUUUUCUUUUCUUUUUUUUUU